This is a messenger RNA of Caenorhabditis auriculariae, 1203 nucleotides long. The record is from the annotation of a GenBank genome assembly. Lineage: Eukaryota; Metazoa; Nematoda; Chromadorea; Rhabditida; Rhabditidae.
AUGUCAGUGCGGUCAGCAUCUUACUUUGUUCUCAUUUGCUCUUCAGGUGGAUUUAUAUUUUUUUUUCUCAUCUUUUUGUUCUUGUUGACAUUUACGUAAAUUUUUUGGUGGUUUCUGAAACUUCGAGCUUGAUGAAAAAAGGGUUGCACAAAUAACCAAAAUGUAUACUGAUUCUCAUGAUAAAGCUAAACUUUUUUUUCCUAAAAAUUAGAUUUUCACCUUUAGCAUAAUUUACUAACCAAUCUGAGAUGAAAAAACUGAGUUUUUAAGGCGAAUAUCAACAGCUUAGGACAUAUAUCCAAAGUUAAAAAUCCUUCAAAACGUCUCGUCAAUUUGAAGUAUAAAAAUUAAACGCUGAAUAAGAAAAAAAAAGUUGACUUGGACAAGAUUCAGAGCCUUAUUGAUCUUGCGUCCGUCCAGUAGGAAUAUCAAUCGAUACAAAAAAUUGUAGGAAGAUAUAGGAAUAUCCAAAAACAAGAAGAAAUUUAUAUGAUAUUCUUGCCGAGAUUACUAAUGACAUUAUUAAAUUUCUAGCAUUGGCAAGCAUGGACCUGCAGCCAACGGCUUGGAAAGCGACAAGAACGCCGUGUUGCAUGGACACUUUGAUGCCCUCCGUCUGCAAGUCCCUGUACAAUCGUGACCAUGAACGGUUCACCAGGUCUUGUCGGACAAACGCCGACUUCAGCUUCAUCCAGUGCUGCCACUCCUGCCAUUUCAAUAUUGAUCUCUUCACUGGCUCCAGUGAGUUAAGAUUAAACUCUUGUAUCGAUUUAUUAGGAAAAAAGAUAAGUACUUCCAAAGUCUUUUCUUUGAACUGAUAAGAUUCUCAGUACAAUUUUAUUCGAUCAAAUUGAACUUUCUUUGAUAUUCGUGAUUAAGCUGUGCCUGUCCCGAACGACAUCUACAUGAAAGAUGUAGAAGAACUUUUGUUGCGAACCAACGCCAACACCUGCUUUGACCGUCACGGAAGCAACUUUUGCGAGGCUUUCGUGACCCGCGCAGGCCCCUGGGGCAGAAGAGCUCUCACCUGCCAACAAUCGGCCUUCGCUUUCCGCGUUUGCAGGAAGACUUGCGGUUAUUGCAACUCGUACGUUUCGGAAUAUCUUGCCUAUGUGAUCAAACAUUUUCAGAUCGAAACCAGCCACAGUUCGAUACGACUCCACCGUCGCCAAGGACCCAAAAACCUGCGAGCGUCUAUUCUAA